Messenger RNA from Trichosurus vulpecula (common brushtail), 6685 nucleotides. It is a transcript of the gene CDK12, whose product is annotated as cyclin dependent kinase 12. Gene Ontology annotation, cellular component: cyclin/CDK positive transcription elongation factor complex; nucleus. Gene Ontology annotation, molecular function: cyclin-dependent protein serine/threonine kinase activity; RNA polymerase II CTD heptapeptide repeat kinase activity; cyclin binding. The record is from RefSeq and is a predicted model, not a curated record. Gene Ontology annotation, biological process: positive regulation of transcription elongation by RNA polymerase II; transcription elongation by RNA polymerase II; protein phosphorylation. The coding region runs from base 1 to 4497 and encodes 1498 amino acids. Lineage: Eukaryota; Metazoa; Chordata; Mammalia; Diprotodontia; Phalangeridae. The transcript is spliced from 14 exons.
AUGCCCAAUUCAGAGAGACAUGGGGGCAAGAAGGAUGGGGGUGGAGGGAGUUCAGGGGCCAUGCAUCCAUCAUCUCUGGGUGGUGGUGGCAGCUCCAACAGCAGAGAGCGGCAUAGACUUGUGUCCAAACACAAGAGGCACAAGUCCAAGCACUCCAAAGACAUAGGCUCUCUGGCCCCCGAAGCAGCCCCACUGAGCACCAUGAUCAAACCCCUGGUGGAGUACGACGACAUCAGCUCUGAUUCAGACACCUUCUCUGAUGACAUGGCCUUCAAGCUAGAGAGAAGAGAUAAUGAUGAUCGUCGGGGUAGCGAUAGGAGUGACCGGCUCCACAAACAUCGCCAUCAUCAGCACAGGCGUAUCAGAGAGCUAUUGAAAACCAAGCAGAUAGAGAAGGAAAAGAAGGUGGAAAAAAACCAAGAAGCCUCCAGCAAGUCAGUGUCCACGAAGGACCGAGUUUCUGGGACUUCGAAACGACUGAACGAAGAGAAUGAUGACUAUGGGAAGGCACUAGUAUCCAAGAGUAGCAGUAACAAGGAAUCCAGGUCAGCCAAAUUCCAUAAGGAGAAGACUCGAAAAGAACGAGAGUUAAAGUCUGGACACAAAGAUCGUUCUAAAAGUCAUCGGAAAAGAGACCCACCCAAAAGCUACAAAUCAGUAGAUAGCCCCAAACGCAGAUCCAGGAGCCCUCACAGAAAAUGGUCUGACAGCCCUAAGCAGGAUGACAGCCCUUCUGGAGCAUCAUACAGCCAGGAAUAUGAUGUUAGUCCUCCAAGGUCUCAUACUUCCAGCAACUAUGAUUCCUACAAAAAGAGCCCAGGUGGGUCCUCACGAAGACAGUCAAUUAGUCCACCUUACAGAGAACCAUCGGCUUACCAGUCCAGCACCCGUUCACCCAGUCCAUACAGUAGGCGACAGAGGUCAGUGAGUCCGUACAACAGGAGGCGAUCAUCCAGCUACGAGAGGGGAAGUGGUUCGUAUGGUGGUCGUUCGCCUAGUCCUUAUAGCCGAAGACGGUCUAGCAGCCCAUUUGUGACCAAGCGUUCUGUGAGUCGGAGCCCUCUUCCCAGGAAAUCAGUGAAGUCUAGAAGUAGAAGUCCUGUAUAUUCCAGACAUUCAUCUUCCCACAGCAAAAAGAAGCGAUCUGGUUCACGCAGUCGACAUUCUAGUAUCUCACCUACCAGGCUCCCCUUAAACUCCAGCCUGGGAGCUGAGCUCAGCAGAAAGAAGAAGGAAAGAGCAGCAGCAGCAGCUGCUGCAAAAGUGGACGGAAAAGAGGUGAAGGGGUCACCUGUAGUUUUGACUAAAAAAGAAAACAUCUCAGGAGAGACUAAAGAAUCAAGCCUUGAGUCUAAAAAGUUAUCUAGAGUUUUAAAAUCUGAAAAAUCUGCUUCAGAUACAGAAUUGGUAAACUUAACACAUCUGAAUACAGAGAUAAAAACUUCUUUAGAUCCAGGAAAAGUAAAAUUAGAUGAGAACUCUGAGAAGAAGCAUCUUGUUUCUACUAAAGACUUGAAAUCACAGGGAUCAAAGGACUCUAAACCCAUAGCAUUGAAAGAAGAGAUUGUGGCUCCAAAGGAAUCAGAGACGGUGGAAAAAGAGGCUCUUCCGCCUCUUCCCGCAAUUACUUCUCCACCCCCUCUACCGACUACCACCCCUCCACCUCAGACGCCUCCCCUGCCACCUUUGCCUCCAUUACCUGCUGUUCCACAUCAACCACCUCUGCCACCUCUCCAACCAACUUUUAGUCAGGUCUCUAAUUCUGUCACCCCAACUUUGUCAUCUGCUCACCCAAGGACAUCUGCUCUAUCCUCUCAGGCAAACUCUCAGCCCCUUGUACAGGUUUCUAUGAAGACACAGGUGUCUUUGACAGCUGCUAUUCCACACCUGAAAACUUCAACUUUGCCUCCUCUGCCACUUCCACCCUUACUUCUUGGGGAGGAUGACUUGGAUAGUCCAAAGGAGAGUCUUCCUCCAAAACCUAUGAAGAAGGAGAAGGAACAAAGAACUCGGCAUUUGCUCAUGGACCUUCCUCUUCCUCCAGAGCUUCCUGGUGGUGAUCCAUCUCCCCCAGAUUCUCCAGAACCAAAGGCUGUCACCCCACCUCAGCAACCAUAUAAGAAGAGACCAAAAAUCUGUUGCCCACGUUAUGGGGAAAGAAGACAAACAGAAAGUGAUUGGGGCAAGCGCUGCGUGGACAAGUUUGAUAUAAUUGGAAUUAUUGGGGAAGGAACAUAUGGACAAGUGUACAAAGCCAAGGACAAAGAUACAGGAGAGCUAGUAGCCCUAAAGAAGGUGCGACUAGACAAUGAGAAAGAGGGCUUCCCAAUCACAGCCAUUCGUGAGAUCAAAAUUCUUCGACAGCUGAUCCACCGGAGUGUUGUUAAUAUGAAGGAAAUUGUCACAGAUAAACAAGAUGCACUGGAUUUCAAGAAGGACAAAGGUGCCUUUUACCUUGUAUUUGAAUACAUGGACCAUGACUUAAUGGGGCUGCUAGAGUCUGGAUUAGUACAUUUUUCUGAGGACCAUAUCAAGUCUUUCAUGAAACAGCUAAUGGAAGGGCUGGAUUAUUGCCACAAAAAGAACUUCCUACAUCGGGAUAUUAAAUGUUCCAACAUUUUGCUAAACAACAGUGGACAGAUCAAGCUGGCAGAUUUUGGACUUGCUCGACUGUAUAGCUCUGAAGAGAGUCGUCCUUACACAAAUAAAGUCAUCACGCUAUGGUAUCGACCACCAGAACUGCUGCUAGGAGAGGAGCGCUACACACCAGCCAUUGAUGUUUGGAGUUGUGGUUGCAUCCUUGGGGAACUGUUUACAAAGAAGCCUAUUUUUCAAGCUAAUCUGGAACUGGCUCAGCUUGAACUAAUCAGUCGACUCUGCGGCAGCCCCUGUCCAGCUGUGUGGCCUGAUGUUAUUAAACUACCCUACUUCAACACAAUGAAACCGAAAAAGCAGUACCGAAGGCGUUUGCGCGAGGAGUUCUCUUUUAUUCCUUUGGCUGCUCUAGACUUGCUCGACCACAUGCUGACACUGGAUCCUAACAAGCGUUGCACCGCUGAGCAGGCCCUGCAGAGUGACUUUCUUAGGGAUGUUGAGCUCAGCAAAAUGGCUCCUCCAGACCUCCCCCACUGGCAGGAUUGCCAUGAACUAUGGAGCAAGAAACGACGGCGACAGAGGCAGAGUGGCAUUGUGGUGGAGGAACCACCUCUGUCCAAAAUCUCUCGAAAAGAAACUACCUCAGGAGCAAAUGUGGAGCCUGUGAAGAACAACAGUCCAGCACCACCCCAGCCUGCUCCUGUCAAGGUGGAACCUGGGGCUGGGGAUGCAAUAGGCCUUGGUGACAUCACACAGCAGCUGAAUCAAAGUGAGCUGGCAGUGUUACUGAACCUGCUGCAGAGCCAGACUGACCUGAGCAUCCCUCAGAUGGCACAGCUGCUCAAUGUCCAUUCCAACCCAGAGAUGCAACAGCAGCUAGAGGCCCUGAACCAAUCCAUCAAUGCCCUCAAUGAAGCCACGUCCCAGCAUCAGGACUCCGAGCAUGUGGCCCCAGAGGAGACUGUGAAGGAGCCCCCCCCUCCCGUGGUAGCCCAGCCCUCAGCAGAGCAGACAACCCCUGAAGCAUCUGGCACACCAGGUGACGUGCAGAAUGUGCUGGCAGUCCUCCUGAGUCAGCUGAUGAAAACCCAGGAACCAACAGGCAGCCUCGAGGAAAGCAAUGGAGAAAAGAGCAGUGGGCCACAGGGGCCCCGAAGAACUCCCACAAUACCACAGGAGGAGGCAGCAGCAUGUCCUCCUCACAUUCUUCCACCAGAGAAGAGACCCCCUGAACCCCCAGGACCUCCACCGCCGCCACCUCCACCCCCUCUGGUUGAAGGCGAUCUUUCCAGCGCCCCCCAAGAGUUGAACCCAGCUAUGACAGCCGCUCUACUACAGCUUUUGUCCCAGCCUGAAACGGAACCUUCUGGCCACCUGCCACAUGAGCACCAGGCAUUGAGACCUAUGGAAUAUUCUACCAGACCCCAUCCAAGCAGGACUUAUGGAGGCACUGAGGGGCCUGAAUCAGGGUUCAGUGCUACUGACACUGAUGAGCGCAAUUCCGGCCCAGCCUUGUCAGAACCUUUGGCCCAGACCCUGGCGAAGAGCAGGACUUUCUCAGGCUCUGUGAGCCAUCUUGGGGAGUCGAGCAGUUACCAGGGCACAGGGUCAGUGCAGUUCCCAGGGGACCAGGACCUCCGAUUUGCCAGGGUCCCCUUAGCAUUACAUUCAGUGGUUGGGCAGCCAUUCCUGAAAGCCGAGGGAAGCAACAAUACAGUGGUCCACACAGAGGCCAAAUUGCAAAACUAUGGGGAACUUGGGCCAGGGGCCACUGGGGCCAGUGGUUCAGGAGCCAGCCUUAACUGGGGAGCCCAAGCACAGGCUACUGCUUAUGGAAAGCUCUAUCGGGGGUCUGGGAGAGUCCCACCAAGAGGGGGAAGAGGGAGAGGAGUUCCUUAUUAACCAAGAGACUGGUUUCCUGAAAGACUCCUUCCCUUUUCAUCCCUUCUUUCUCUCCUCUGAACCUUUUAAUGAAAUCGUUUGCCAGAUUGAGGUAAUCGUCUGCAUUUGGCUACUACCAAGCUGUUUGUCUUAUUUCUUGCUCAGUUGCUGCUAGCGGGAGUUCUACAUAGUACUGAUGUGGGCAUUUUGCUAGCCAGACCCCCUUUACUGGGCUGGGGCCAGAGCAUGAACAACUUCAGCCCUAGCUGGCAGAUGCUGGUGAAAGAGUUUGGGGAGGGUCAUUAAAUUGGAAACUAAAUAUUUUAGCAGCUCAGAACCUGCCCUACUUGGACAGGAAAUAGAAAAAAUAGUUACAGCUCUGAGGCAAAAAUCAGAGAGGAGGCUCUUUUGUUUUUGUUCCCUCCACCCUUCUACCUCUUAAGUGAUUUCCCCCCCAGUCUUCUGUUUUAUAAUUUUAAAAAAUAAAGUUCAGAAAAUUCAGUCUUCUGCAUUGAGCAAAACUGGGAAUGCAUUGGCUGGUUUAAGAACAUGCACCCUCCCAUCUGCCACCCCAACUUUUUGCUUUUAAGUGAAUCUCUUUUUCUGUUAAGCUGCUAGACACAUCUCUUUUUCUGAUAAAUUUUCUGUCCCCAAAGUUUGUUCCAUGUAUGCCUUCUCUCCCUGCAUCUGAAGCAGGUUGCAGAAUGUGAUUGUCUUGGGCAAACGUGGACUUUUUCCUCCCUUCCUUUUUUGCCCCAUUUUGGAAGGGCCUUUUUUUUUUUUAAAGACAUGUGUGGGGAAAUUGAACCUUUUAGAAGCUCAAGAGCCCAGGAUGAUUCUUUAACUUUUUUGAAAUAAAGGAAAGGAAAUUGAAAUCCCAACAUUGUUCUCUGUAACUCUUCAAUUCCAAAAAAGGUUUAAAAAAUUGUUCAUAAAACCCUACUCAAGUGGGGAAGGUGCUACAUACCGGAGUUUUUGGUUUGUAAAUGGGGACAGCCCUGGAUAUUGCUGCUGGACUGGGGUUACAGACAGUGCCUCUGUACUUAGCUAAAGAUAUAGCAGUUAGUGUACUGUUUACACAUAUAUAUUUUUGAUGUCAGAAAGUAUUUAAAGAUCUUUCUGGUUCCCACAGAGCAUUGAAAUAUUGUCAGAGGAAAAAAAAGGAGGGGGGAACGGACAAGUAAAAGGACAUGUAAAUUUAGUGUAGAGUGGGUGUUUUUCCUGGAGAUGUAUCAAUACCUGGUACUUUAUUAUUGUUAUUAAGUUUAAAAUUAAGGAACUGGGGGGAAGGAAUCAUAUUUGCUAUGUACACAUACCAGUACCUAUGCCCUGCCAAUCCUUUUUGAAGGUUCCCCCAGAGAAAUUUCAUGUUUAUUUUAGUUUUGAUAAAGCAGGUUGUAUUGUGAUUGCCUGGUUAGAACCUUGCCUUAUCACAAGAAUUCAAAAAGGGAAAUGUUCUGAAGCAGGGGUGGGAAAGGGAUACAUAUGAAGGUAUAUAUCUGUAUGCGCUUCAUAUUGAAGGAAAGAUAUGAGUACCAGUAUAUGUAGUGUUUCAGACAGGUACAUACAUUCACAUGAGUCUUUAUCUGCAUAGAUUAUAUAUGAUUUCUGAGAAGUUAGACCCCUUUUAUGAAUAAAGGCAAACAUUGGCUGUUGGUUUUAGCAGUCUGGGGGAGGAUUUGCAGAAUUCAAAUGAAAGAAUAUGAAAGCAGUACCAUAAGAGAAAAAUACACUUAUUUUUUUUAAAGAAAGAAGAAACCUCCAAAGACAUACAUAACCCUCAUUGUUUUUCCCUUUAUUGCAAAUGGCAGAGUUCUGGUGUGAGUGUGUUUAUUUUAUUUUACUUUGGUUUUUGGUCUGGUUUUUGCCCGUGGUGACACAACACUGAUUGGAAAGAGAAUCUUCUAAACUAUUCUGGCCCUGACAUAUUUCAUUACCAACAUGUCCUUCUGAAUUAGCUAGCCUCAUCGACACAGUGUUGGUGACCUGCAUUAAAAGUCACUUGAGCUUCUCAGCUUGUUGACUUUGGAGUCCUCAUUUAUGGGCCUUUAUACUUGGGAUUAUUACCUGAAUUUGAGGCAUUUAGCUUCAAUUUGCUCUGCCUUUGAUAAAGAAGUUGAGCUUGGGAUACUUUCACAAGUAUCUGAAAUGAAAUAGAAUUGGUUGCCCCACCCAGUCUGAAUAAAAUUCUCUCUACAUUUUCAUUGUA